AUGAUUGCGGGGUUGAUCUUAGAAGUCGUUGAGAGAAUGAAGUGGGAGGAGGGAAGGGUUGGGGGGAAAGAGAAGCAUGUGACACUGAAGAGAGUGGAGGAGUUUGGAGGGAAGGGGGGAUGGAGGAAAUUUGGUUUUUAUGUUCUGGUUGAGAGGUUUGUGGUGAAACGAAUGGAUGGGAGCCUGACUAAAAAUUGUGAAGAUAGCUUGAGAGGAAAUAUGUAUGUAACAAGACCUCUUUCUCGGUACAAAAAGUUUCCUUCCGAGCUCUCAUUGCCGCACCCUGAAGGUCCAAAUUCCGGUAUUUUGGUAAUCCUAGACGAAGAAGCCGAGGCUACUUGUUGUUUCGGAUCGUGCAAGACUGAUAAGAUCAAUGACCUACCUUUCCCUCAUAACAAAAACCUCACGCUUAUGUAUUCAACAAGCGAUAAAACUUCUUAUUUUUACGCAGCCUUAAUUCCAGUUUUUAAUCAGCCACUAUCUUCCAAUCGGUACUAUGCAAUAAAGACACAAGGGAGCCAUAAAGGGGAAGCGUAUACAAAUUCCAAAGAGGAGGACAAGGGAACCUGCUUCUGCUUCAGUUAUGUUCGUGAUGUGCCACCAAAGCCUUUGGAUCCCAACGACGCAGACCAGCAAUUUGAGAUAUUUCGAAAGAGUGGGGGUUUUGUCGUCAAAUCCUUAUCUCUAGAUGGGUUCCCUCCAACUUUCCUCGGAAGAGAAGUGUGGGAAGUGUAUACCUCAACUCCCCGCGAUUUCCAUUUAGGUGACGCACCAGGCGUAGACAAUGUCCUCCGUGCUCGCCUUCCAGACUUCAACUUCCCGCUAUCGCACAAGAGUUGUCAGCCAGUGGUUGUAGGAAAGUGGUAUUCUCCUUUCAUGUUUGUUAGGGAAGGACUCCUUCCAUUGAAAGAUCAAAUGCGUAGAUCAAUGUAUUAUGAGAUCACGCUCGAGCAGAGAUGGGAGCGAAUGUUCGCAUGUGAGCGUGAUAAUGAAAGCCCAGGCAAUGGUGUGGCUGUGGAUGCUGUUGUUCAAAGAGAAGUUGUCUCAGUUGCUGGAAGGGAAGCUGCGGAUGUAAAUGUGGUUGAUGGGGUGAUGUGGUUUAGGAGCUUCAGCAAAAAGGGAGAAGAAAUGAUUGCGGGGUUGAGCUUAUUGGUCGUUGGGAGAAUGAAAUGGGAGCAGGAAAGGGUUGGAUGGGUUGGGGGGGAAGAGAAGCAAGUUACACUGAAGAGAGUAGAGGAGUUUGGAGGUAAUGGGGGGUGGAGGAAUUUUGGUUUUUAUGUUUUGGUUGAGAGGUUUGUGGUGAAACGAAUGGAUGGGAGCCUGUUAUUAACAUAUGAUUUCAACCACAAUCAACAGAGUCGGGGAAAAUGGGAGUAA
Corylus avellana is the source of this 1377-nucleotide messenger RNA. Lineage: Eukaryota; Viridiplantae; Streptophyta; Magnoliopsida; Fagales; Betulaceae. The record is from RefSeq and is a predicted model, not a curated record.